Messenger RNA from Miscanthus lutarioriparius, 594 nucleotides. The record is from the annotation of a GenBank genome assembly. Lineage: Eukaryota; Viridiplantae; Streptophyta; Magnoliopsida; Poales; Poaceae.
AUGGCGUCGGAGAAGAAGCAGUCGAACCCGAUGCGGGAGAUCAAGGUCCAGAAGCUCGUGCUCAACAUCUCCGUCGGCGAGAGCGGUGAUCGCCUCACCCGUGCCGCCAAGGUGCUGGAGCAGCUGAGUGGCCAGUCACCGGUGUUCUCCAAGGGUAAUUUUCUUAAACCUGACGUUAUCAGUGGUGUGUGCAAGGUACACUGUGAGGUCGUUUGGUCGUUUGGGAUCCGGCGAAAUGAGAAGAUCGCGUGCUAUGUGACGGUGCGGGGUGAGAAGGCAAUGCAGCUGCUGGAGAGUGGCCUGAAGGUGAAGGAGUACGAGCUGCUGAGGAGGAACUUCAGUGAGACUGGCUGCUUUGGAUUUGGUAUCCAAGAGCACAUUGAUCUUGGCAUCAAGUAUGACCCGUCUACUGGUAUCUACGGCAUGGACUUCUAUGUCGUCCUUGAGCGUGCCGGGUACCGUGUCGCCCGUCGUCGCAGGUGCAAGUCUCGUGUUGGGAUCCAGCACAGGGUCACCAAGGAGGAUGCCAUGAAGUGGUUCCAGGUCAAGUACGAGGGUGUGAUCCUCAACAAGGCCCAAGCCAACACCUCCUAA